Molecule: messenger RNA, 2202 nt
Organism: Dimorphilus gyrociliatus
Lineage: Eukaryota; Metazoa; Annelida; Polychaeta; Dinophilidae
Source: the annotation of a GenBank genome assembly
AGUGGGCGAUAAAACAAACAUGGAGACGGAUCCUGAGCUUGCGGAACUAAUAGAUCCAUCAGAGUAUGGGAUUUUUGACACGAUACUCCACUACAGUCUUCUUUUGGGAGCAGUUUUUCAAUUAUUCUGUAUACUUGCAGUAGUAUUUUACGCACCUUCAGAAAACGUAAGAAACUAAAAAACUUAUUCUAGUCGGUCAGAUAAUAAACAAUAUAAAAUAUUUUCAGGAUGAUCACCCUAACGAAAUCGAAGAACCUAAUGGUGUGAAAGAAACUCCCAAAUCUCAAGGAUCUCUACAAAGUGCUAAAAAGCAAAAGCUAAACGAAAAGAAGAAAAGAAAAUAGAUGCUAACGCAACAUUUUUAUAAAGAAUCUCUUACAAAAUUUACAUUUUCCUUUGUUAAUUUUUUAAAUAUCAUUAAAAACUACACGUUACACUGAUAACUAGAUAGCUAAUUUUCAGUAUUCUAAUACAGUCAUAAUUAGAUUCAAAAAUCUGGAAUCUUUUCCUUUUACAGUAAAAAAAGGAGAAGUUAUCAAACAAAAAAUCAAUGGGCGCAACAACAAAUACAGAUGGCGCACUAGUCUAGUGAAAUGAACGUCAAUUCUUUAUCGACAAUUAGGGGUCGAUCGCAUUAACAAAAAAAAUGAGUGUCAAUUUAAAAAGAAAACUAUUGGAAAGUGAUAGAAUAUUAUUAUAAAUUCGUGGAAAUUAACAACUACGACCUAAAACCUUUGGCUGUAAGGACAGUUGGCGCUGGGAACAAGACCAAAACGAUCUAUGAAGGAUUUUCCACGAACGAUUUCAAUGAAAAAAUUAUUAAUUACUGUUCAUAAUUUAAUGAAAUCGAUGUAGAACAUUUAUUUAUUUAGUGGCUAUUAUGCAUAGCGCAACUGUAUGCGGUCUUGUAAAAAACUACUAGAGAAAAACAUUAUGGAGAAGGUACGUGGAAAAAGGAAACAGAUUAAAGGGGAACACGUUAUGAAGAAUUUUUUAUUAACAAAUAUUUUUGGCGGUUGGUAUUAUUGUUUGGCAGGUUUGUUAAUCGCUUGUUUUAUCCCGAUUGCGAUUUUGCAACCGAAAUCUGUGGAUAAUCGAUUGGAUGCUAAAGAUGAAAAAUCUUUGCCGUCUUAUGGAUCUAUGACCCAAAACGAGUCAUUAUUUAAAGCAUAUAGCCUUGAUAAUAAUCUUGUGGCGAGAGAGAGGGAAGAAAAUUUGAGAAAGUAUAGCUACAAAUAUGGAAAAAUCGAUAGAAGGAGCAAAUUGAGUUUAAAAGAGUUCUAUGAUGUCUAUGAUGGAAAAUGGCCAGUAUUGAUAACGGAUGUUGUACCAAACUGGAAAGCUUUCAACUGGACAGCCGACUUUUUUAUGAAUCAUUAUGGAAAAGAAAGAGUAGCUAUGAAAGCUGUUGACGGCACGCUGGAGAAAGCUAUUAGUUUGGCACUGCCUUUUGAAUUAUUCAUACAGCACACAAAGCAUGGAUUUGCUAACUCUUGGACCUAUCUUGAGGACGAACUCUUCAUACCUAUGAGACCAAAUUUAAAGAGAGAUAUCGGUUCUUGUCCUUAUAUGGAUGAGGAUUUCUUUCAAAUCUUUCCGGAAGAUGUUCGUCCCUGGAAUGCAAUGUUAUUGUGGGGGACUGCUUUUUCAAGAUCUUCUUUACAUAUCGACCCCUACAAUUGGACUGGUACGAAUGCUGUAAUUUUUGGUAGGAAAAGAUGGCGGCUAUAUCCACCCGGACAAGAUCAUUUAUUGAAUGUUAUUCCUGAAAAAUUUUCGAAUUUUCCUUUAGACUGCCGAAAAUAUAAUAGCCCUAUUGAUACGCAUGAUAAGACGGAUAAGGGAAAUUUGAAAGCUAGUAAAGCUGACGUUAUUGAAUUUGAUCAACUACCAGGAGAGAUUCUCUUCAUUCCUACUGGUUGGUUUCAUCAGGCUUUCAACGUUGAAGAAACAUUGGCUAUUUCAAGCCAAGUUAUGAAUAGGAACAAUUAUAGAGUGGUACUUGAAGAGAUAUUAAAGGUCGACACUAUCGACCGGAAGAGCUUACCACCAGAGAUUGAUUCUUUACAACCGGAAGAGCAAGUUAAGUUAAUUAUGGAUAAUUUACCGCAAAAAGUACUAGAAAGAGGUCGUCAAGUAACUGAAGAUGUUGUUAAACAAAUUAAACAAACAAGGCAAGAUAGUCAUUAUACAUUGAACUAA